CCUGCCUUUCAGCGAGAAGCGACGCCCACAAACCAAGCACAAUGGAUAGGUAACGGUUAACUUUGAUGGAAAACUAAAGUUGCCAAACUAAAGCAAGUUAAACAAACUACAUCCUUUUCACGUGACAAGUUACAUGGAAGGCUUAAGAAUGUAUUGGAGACGAAAAGGGAACCAAAUAUUUAGGAGUUGCGCGUCACAAUCCACAGGAUUCCACAGAGGGCUGAUCACCGUAGAACUUGCAAGGUGUGUAUUUAUGUAAAUUCUAAAAAUCAUAGGCGUGCUUUUAGGCGAUGGAGUCACAGCCCGAACUCAGAACUCCUGGUAUAUCAACGAGCUGCAAAGACGGUGAUGCGCACAGCUCGGACGUACUGAGGAACAACGGAUGAGGAAACGUUUCACGCUCUAUAAAGAAAGGACACAGAAAGGAAAAGGCAGAAGUGACGACUAUCCAUGAGAGAAGAUCUUAUUUACUGUCCUCCCUCAUCUCACGACAAAAGACGCGCGAGUCAACCAGAGUUAGCAGUUGUGUAAUUUAUUUACUGCGCACUGAGUAGCCUAGCCUAUUUGCCUUGAUUUUAUUUAUGUUACAAUAUAGAGGAGGUACUGCACUCUGACUGAAGAUACCGAUGUGGAUGAAGUUGACAUUGCCCCUCUAUAGCCUACUGUCACAGCGCGUAAAAUCCACAUUUGGAUACGGUCCUGUCUCUAAAGAAACUUUGUAGUCAAUUGCCGUUACAUUUUCUCCACAAUGUCUGAAGAAGAUAAUAGUUGCACUGGUGCUGGUCCUAUAAUUGAGGUUGAAAACAGCAAUAUCAGCGUUCUCGGCUGGGAACAAGUGCAGCGCCUUGAUGCCAUCCUGACGGAGACCAUCCCCAUCCACGGCCGGGGAAACUUCCCCACUUUGGAGAUGAAACCCCGACAAAUAGUGAAAGUGGUGCGUAGUCGCAUGGAGGAGAGGAAUAUCCACGUCCGGGACGUGCGGUUAAACGGGUCUGCUGCAAGCCACGUUCUUCAUGAGGAUAGCGGACUGGGCUACAAGGACCUUGACCUAAUCUUUUGCGCGGAUAUGAAAGGUGAAAGUGAUUUUCAGAUUGUAAAGGAUAUCGUUUUGGACUGUCUCCUGGAUUUCUUACCUGACGGGGUGAAUAAGCAGAAAAUAUCGCCAUUGACUUUAAAGGAAGCCUAUGUGCAGAAGAUGGUGAAGGUGUGCAAUGAUUCAGACCGCUGGAGCCUCAUCUCCCUCUCCAAUAACAGAGGCAAGAACGUGGAGCUCAAGUUUGUAGACUCUCUGAGGCGGCAGUUUGAGUUCAGCGUGGACUCCUUCCAGAUCAAGCUGGACUCUCUGCUGCUGUUCUAUGAAUGCUCCGAGAACCCCAUGGCCGAGUCCUUCCACCCCACCAUCAUGGGCGAGAGUGUGUUUGGGGACUUUGGUGCUGCCCUCGACCACCUAUGCCAGAAGGUGAUCUGCACGCGCAACCCGGAGGAGAUCCGGGGCGGCGGCCUGCUCAAGUACUGUCACCUGCUGGUAAGGGGCUUCCACGCCGACUCCGAGACGGAGAUGAAGUCCCUGCAGCGUUACAUGUGCUCGCGCUUCUUCAUCGACUUCUCGGAUAUCAGCGAACAGCAGCGCAAGCUGGAGUCAUACCUGCAAAACCACUUUGUGGGCCUGGAGGACCGCAAGUAUGACUACUUGAUGACCCUGCAUGGGGUGGUCAACGAGAGUACAGUGUGCCUGAUGGGACAUGAGAGGCGGCAGACCCUGGGGCUGAUCGCCAUGCUGGCGGUGCGCGUGCUGGCCGAGCAGAACGUCAUCCCAAAUGUGGCUAACGUUACCUGCUACUACCAACCAGCCGCCUACGUGGCAGACGGUAACUUCAGUAACUACUACAUAGCCCAGGUACAGCCCAUGUUCCACUGCCAGCAGCAUGCCUACUCCACCUGGCUACACUGCAACUGAGACAGCACAGGGAAAGGAAGGCGUGAGAGAGAGAGAGGGAGGAAGAGUCUGAUUAAUUCAUACGGGCUGAAUCACUGGGCUGACUCACUGUCAAGUGUUUUUCAGAUGAAUGAAUGAACGAGAAAAAAGGUAUCCCCACGACCCACCGUCCUGUAUUGAAUUAAAGCCCCAAUGUUUUGUUAUGCUCUGUUAGAGCGUGAUGGGGGGGGGAAGAAAAUGACAGUUGGGUCUCAGAUCCUGUGAGGUCGGUCUUAAACCAAUGGCAGGACAGUUUACUGUGAAAACCUCACCAAUGUUCUCCUGCUAGGGAGCGCAAUGCCACCCUGUCUGACACCUAACCCAAGCUUGGGAAGUAUGGGAUGGGUUUGCCCAAUACAAUGCAAACAACGACGGACAAGAAUGAAAGCAGCAAUACUUUCAUUGACACUGACCUGGAUUGACUGACUCUGUUGCGAACUGAAAAGGCUGUUGAAUUGAGCGACAGACAGACCAUAAUGUGUGGCUGCAUCAGUAUCCUGUGGUGUCCAGCUGUGAGGAGGACGCAGGCCCCUUUACUCUCUGAGGGGGGUGUGGCUUGCACCCUGACGCACGCUGGGCAACGUCCCAGCAACACAGGGGUUGCUAGAGCACCAUAAAACUCUCGCUUUAUUUCUUGUGUGGUGAGAUGUCAUCACAAGCUUUGAAUGACAAAAACUACACCUUAACUAGUAAUGAUUGAUAUGAACAUGAUGUGUUUACAAACCAAAGAUUUUUGAUUUAUUGUUUUUAAUACCCAAGUUUGGUGGGGAAGAAAACAAAUGUAUAAUGCUAUCUGUAUAUGUAUAUGUGAACAUGUGUUUUAAGUGCCUAACGCCUAUCAGUAGUAUAGGCAGAGGAAUAAUGAGCAGCAGGCCAUAUCGUUUUGUGAAUAAACCCAGUCUGAUUUUCGUCAUGCACACAAGACAAUAGCACCCCAGAGGCUUGUGAAUGUAACCGUGAAAUCCUGAUUCAAAUCCUGAUACACUCAGUGUUGAUGUCAUAUUUUUUGGAAGAAAGCAACAUAUCCCCUUGCAGUCAUAGAGUAUAAGUUAAUGGGGGAGAGAUGGGGUUUUGCUGUACUUUAUACAAAGGAGUUUGACAGGUUGAUACAAGACCUUGAGUUAACAUUUGCUGAUAUUUUAAACAUUCCAUCUCCACAUAAUAAUAACAGUACCUCCUCAUAGGUGCAUUGAAGCCACAUAGGCUAGAGCAUUGUUUGCUGUUGCUCUCCCAUAGUCAUUUUCAGACAAACAAACUCCACAGGAAUAUUAGUUUGUGCCGUAGUGCAUGUACCGAGAUGGUUUAAUAUUGUUUUGUCGUUGUUCAUGUUGACAGGGUUGGUGAGCAUUUCAGAUAUCAGCAAUAAAGAAAGGCAACAUCC
Molecule: messenger RNA, 3356 nt
Organism: Coregonus clupeaformis (lake whitefish)
Lineage: Eukaryota; Metazoa; Chordata; Actinopteri; Salmoniformes; Salmonidae
Product: terminal nucleotidyltransferase 5A-like
Exons: 2
Coding region: 749-1957 (402 amino acids)
Biological process (GO): mRNA stabilization
Molecular function (GO): RNA binding; poly(A) RNA polymerase activity
Source: RefSeq, a predicted model, not a curated record